This is a messenger RNA of Chelonoidis abingdonii (Abingdon island giant tortoise), 923 nucleotides long. RefSeq names its product GS homeobox 2 (gene GSX2). The record is from RefSeq and is a predicted model, not a curated record. NCBI's taxonomy places the organism in Eukaryota, Metazoa, Chordata, Testudines, Testudinidae. Gene Ontology annotation, cellular component: nucleus. Gene Ontology annotation, molecular function: DNA-binding transcription factor activity, RNA polymerase II-specific; sequence-specific double-stranded DNA binding. Gene Ontology annotation, biological process: regulation of DNA-templated transcription.
CCAGCUCUCUCCAGGGACCCUUUUGUUCAGCUCUCAGACAUAAGCACCUUCUCUCCAGCCUAGUGCUUCAGUGGCAACUUCCCCGCCUUGGCAAAAGAGGAAGACCCGGGAAAGCCAGCCCUGACCUGCAGCAGCCCUUCGAAAUGUCCCGAUCCUUCUAUGUCGACUCUUUAAUCAUCAAAGAUUCCUCGAGGCCAGCUCCUUCCCUGCCUGAGCACCCCCACGGACAGGAUUUCCUCAUCCCCCUCAGCAUGCCUUCCCCCCUGGUCAUGUCAGUGUCGGGCCCCGGCUGCCCGUCCCGCAAGAGCGGCACGUUCUGCGUGUGCCCGCUCUGUGUCACUUCGCACUUGCACUCGUCCCGGGGGGGCGGCAGCGGGGCCAUCCCCCUGCUCAAGAGCCAGUUCUCUCCCGGCGGAGAUGACCAAUACUGCCCCAGGAUGAGCCAUGCCCAGCACCACCAGCAGCAGAGCUCGGUACCAGCUGCCGCAGCAGCCCUGGGCCACCCAGCGCAUCACGCACCUGUCUGCACCGCCACCACCUACAGCGUUAGCGACCCUAGGAGAUUCCAUUGCCUCGGCAUGGGAGGAUCCGAUACUAGCCACAUUCCCAGCGGCAAGAGGAUGCGGACCGCUUUCACCAGCACGCAGCUUUUGGAGCUAGAGAGGGAAUUUUCUUCCAACAUGUACCUGUCCCGCCUGAGGAGAAUCGAGAUCGCUACCUACCUGAACCUGUCCGAGAAGCAAGUGAAAAUCUGGUUCCAGAAUCGGAGGGUGAAACACAAGAAAGAAGGCAAGGGAACCCAGAGAAACGCUCACGGGGGCUGCAAGUGCACGGGCAACCCGGGGCAUUACCCCAGGUCAGAAGACGAAGAGUCUUUAUCCCCAUCAUCUGCGAACGAGGACAAAGAGAUCUCCCCUUUAUAA